AUGGCUCCGUCCUUCGACCACUUGCGCGAGGCCGACCUCGACGACGACGAGUUUAAUGAGGAUGAUAUUGACAUCUCGGAUCUUCGCGAGAAGUUCGAGGUUUCGUUGGAGCAGGGCUAUGACGCCUUUGUUGUAGUCGACGGCCUCCCCAAGGUCACGGAGGACCAGAAACCGAAGCUGCUCAAAUUUUUGUUGAAGAAGCUUAACACUGUUGGAAGGACGAGAGAGGAUUUAGUCUAUAUGCCCAUGGGCGAUGAUGGAUAUUCUAUGAGGUUAGUUGCUGCGUUCGAUAUUGCACUCGUAGCAUUGACCAUCUUUGCAUUUGUUGAGUAUUCUUCACCUGCCGAAGCCGCUGCUGCCACGAGACAGCUGGACCUGGUUCCCCUUGACAAGAAGCACACUAUGCGUGUGAAUAAAUUAACCGACAUCGAGCGGUAUGGUGGCGAGGGCAGAGUUGACGAAAAAUAUACACCUCCUCACAUUGACGAGUUUACCGAGAAGGAGCAUUUGCGGUGGUUCAUGAAGGACCCCUCUGGCCGAGGACGCGACCAAUUCGUUAUGUAUCGCGGAGACACUGUGGGCGUGUUUUGGAACAACGAGAAGGAUCAGCCUGAAAACAUCGUUGACCGACUACACUGGACCGAGACUUUCUUGCAGUGGUCGCCGCUCGGCACAUAUCUGACUUCAAUCCACGCCCAAGGCGUUCAGCUCUGGGGCGGUCAAUCAUGGUCCCGACAAGCUCGAUUUGCCCACCCCUACGUCAAUCUCGUCGCCUUCUCCCCAACUGAGAGGUAUUUGGUUACUUGGUCUAACCGACCAAUUUCCAUCCCCGAGACUGGCCACCCUGCACUCUCCAUCGAUGAUGAUGGCAAGAAUUACGUUAUUUGGGAUAUCGCUACUGGCGCUCCCUUGCGUUCUUUCGCCAACCUGGACUUGCCGAAGGGCGAGGAGGGCAAGCCUCCGCCAAAGUUGCAAUGGCCGGCCUUCAAGUGGUCCGCAGACGACAAGUAUGUGGCCCGGUUGACGCAAGGCCAGUCCAUCUCUGUCUAUGAACUGCCACGCAUGAAUCUGCUAGACAAGACGAGCAUCAAGAUCGAAGGCGUCAUGGACUUUGACUGGGCUCCCGCUACUGUGCAGAGAGAAGGUGUCAAGAGCUACGAGCAGCUUUUCUGCUUCUGGACUCCCGAAAUUGGCAGCAAUCCCGCCAAGGUCGGCUUGAUGAGCAUCCCUUCCAAGGAAAUUGUCCGAUCGCUCAAUCUCUUCAGCGUUAGUGACGCUAAGCUGCACUGGCAAUCGGAGGCUGCCUAUCUUUGCGUCAAGGUCGACCGACACUCCAAAUCAAAGAAAUCGCAAGCCACGACACUGGAGAUUUUCCGAGUUAAGGAGAAGGGCGUCCCUGUCGAGGUUGUCGAUACCAUCAAGGACACCGUCAUCAACUUUGCUUGGGAGCCCAAGGGUGACAGGUUCGCGAUCAUCACCACCACCGAGCCAGUCGGCGUCACUGCUGUUCCACCCAAGACGGCCGUCUCCUUCUUCUGCCCCGAAAAGGUCAAGGGACCUAUUGCGGGCAACUUCAAGCACCUUAGAACACUGGACAAGAAGAACAGCAACGCCAUCUAUUGGUCACCGCGGGGACGAUUCGUUGUCAUUGCCACAAUCCACAAUCAGCAGAGCUCCGACCUCGAUUUCUUUGACCUGGACUUUGAGGGUGAUAAGCCCGAAUCAGACAAGGACAUGACUGCCAACCUGCAAUUGAUGAACACUGCUGAUCACUACGGUGUAACCGAUGUUGAGUGGGAUCCGUCAGGACGAUAUGUUGCCACCUGGGCAUCAGUCUGGAAGCAUGCUAUGGAAAACGGAUACCACAUUUAUGACUUCAAGGGUGAGGCUCUGCGGGAAGAACCCAUCGACAAAUUCAAGCAGUUCCAGUGGCGACCAAGACCUGCUAGCUUGUUGACCAAGGAGGAGCAGAAGCAGGUCCGCAAAAACCUGCGAGAGUACAGCCGUGUGUUCGAACAGGAAGAUGCCGACCGUGGUGCUUCUGCUGAUUUGGCCGUGGUCGAGGCCCGACGAGCUAUGUUGGAGGAAUGGUACGCUUGGCGCGCCGAUGUCGAAGAGGAGAUUUACGAGGAGCGCUCUGCGCUUGGCUUACCACAGGAUCCUCACGCUGCUAUGCUGGAGGCCAAGACCAAGGCUAUGGGGGCCAGUGGUGCGGACCAGGACCAGGUCAUCGAAGAGAUUGUAGAGGAUGUUUUGGAAGAGAGCGAAGAGGUUCUGGCAUAG
Pochonia chlamydosporia 170 is the source of this 2283-nucleotide messenger RNA. RefSeq names its product eukaryotic translation initiation factor 3 subunit B. Gene Ontology annotation, molecular function: RNA binding; translation initiation factor activity; translation initiation factor binding. The transcript has 3 exons. Gene Ontology annotation, cellular component: eukaryotic translation initiation factor 3 complex. NCBI's taxonomy places the organism in Eukaryota, Fungi, Ascomycota, Sordariomycetes, Hypocreales, Clavicipitaceae. The record is from RefSeq and is a predicted model, not a curated record. The coding region runs from base 1 to 2283 and encodes 760 amino acids. Gene Ontology annotation, biological process: translational initiation.